AUGACACAGCACCUUUGGGUCCGCCCACAAGGGGCCGAGACAGAGUCCAUGGGCUUUACGCCCACUGCUCACGACCUUCAGAGAAACCCACCUCCUACUUACCCAGUCACGCCUCCCAUAAUCGACCGGGAAUUGGGCUUGAAUAAGGACGGUGAGUAUCCCGGCCGCUACCACGCGUCUCACGCGUCAACGGAGUCGUUCCUGCAGAUGUCCACGACUGGCCCCAGCGACAUGUUCUCUACCCGGGUGCCCGGACCGCAACAUGCUCUGCAGCCGGCCGACUGGAGUCCGGAUCUAAAUCAUGGAAGCAACAGCGUUGCCCCUGAGUGGCCCAUCCCAAAUUCGAUGUCGUGGGUCCCGGGUGACCCCCUUGCCACAGCGGACGAGCAGGGACCGCCCCACGGUGUGCUUCUCCCGCCGUCCAGCUCUGCCGUGUAUCCUGUAGCGUCCUUGAGUGUCGGCUUGCCGCCCACAUAUGAACCUAUUGGCUGGCACGGUAACCAAUUACCAACCCAACCACAGGAUGAGGUGGUGCCAGCCAGCACAUAUGGCGGAGACAGCACGGUAGGUGAGGGCGGGUAUGGCGCACCAAAUAUCCCCUGGGAGCGGAUGGACGGACCACAAGGAAUAUGGCACCCGACUAACCAGACAGACAUUACCUCUGCUCUCCUAGCAGAGGCAACCAUCGUGCCGCCAGCCAUGGCCCACGCAUACUCCCGCAAUAGCGAAAGCACACUCUCAAACGUCACCUCCCCAACGACUUCUUCUAGCACCGCGGCCGCCACCACAACACCCGCCACCACACUUACCAUAACGACCUCUUCCUCUCCGAUUCCACGCAGGCCAAAAUCAAAACCGAACGCUCCAGCGAUACGCCCUAACCGACGCUCCAGAACCACGUCAACAACCCCCACCACCAGCCCAGCCGCCACGUCCCCUUUCCCUUCCACCUCUUCUUCUACCAACACCAACACCAACACUCCCACUGCCCCUCCCAACCCCAAACCCACAACCCUCGUCCGCAACCGCGCAGCGGCCACCCGAUACCGCGCCAAAACCCAAGCCGCGGCCGCCCGCCUCGAAGCCGACGAGCGUGCCGCCGAGGAGCGGAACCGCACGCUGGUCGCACGUGUCGGCGAGCUACAGGACGAAGUGUUCCGUCUCAAGGACGAGGUGCUGCGGCAUGCGAACUGUCACUGUCCGCUCAUUGACGGGUAUUUGGCGCAUGCUGCGGAGAAGGCGUGGUUGGGGCUGCAGAGGAGGGAUAGUGCUGGGGUUGGUAGUUUUGGUGGGAGUAAUUUUGGUGGUAGUGAAGUGAGCGGUGGCGGUGAGGAGGCGGGGGACGAUGAAGGGGACGGCGACAACGCUGAAAAGGGAUUGAUACAAUAG
Messenger RNA from Dichotomopilus funicola, 1389 nucleotides. RefSeq lists its product as uncharacterized. Gene Ontology annotation, molecular function: DNA-binding transcription factor activity. Lineage: Eukaryota; Fungi; Ascomycota; Sordariomycetes; Sordariales; Chaetomiaceae. Gene Ontology annotation, biological process: regulation of DNA-templated transcription. Bases 1 to 1389 code for a protein of 462 amino acids. The transcript has a single exon. The record is from RefSeq and is a predicted model, not a curated record.